GUUUGGGUGAGCCAGCGUCAUGAAGGAGCAGAGAAAUCCUGUUAAAGUGUCCGGGAUUUUAUUUUCCUUCUCUGACAUUUGAAUGUUAAUAAAAUGUCCGGGUUUCGGGGUCGUUCAGUUCUUCCUGCUGAUGUCCAGCAGAUGUUGGUGGGUGAUGAAGAGCCCGAGGAGAGGAGCCCUGGUCUAGCCCAGAAGAACCCUGAGCCUCCACACAUUAAAGAGGAACAAGAAGGACUAUGGAGCAGUCAGGAGGGAGAAAAGCUUCAAGGACUGGAGGGGUCUGAUAUUAUCAAGUUCACAUUUAGUCCUGCCCCUGUGAAGACUGAAGAUGAUGAAGAGAAACCUCAGUCUUCACGGCUUCAUCAAAUACAAACUGAACAGAUGGAAAAAGGAGCUGAUGAAGAGGACUUUGGAGGACCAGAGCAGGCCAGGAGUUCAGACCCAGAGGGAUAUUUACAUCCAGAGAUUGAGGUCAAGAUUGAAGAAUCUUCUGAAGCUGAAACUGAUGCCAGUGAUGAUUGGGAGGACACCAGAGAAGAUCAGUUGGGUUUAAACUCUGCAAAAGACAUUAAAGACAAGAGAAAAAGGUGUGACAAGAAGUCACAUAGCUGCUCUGAGUGUGGUAAAAUAUUUAACCAAAAAAGCCAUCUGACAGAUCAUAUGAGAAUUCACACAGGGGAGAAACCCUUUGGCUGCUCUGAAUGCGGCAAAAGAUUUAAUCAUCAAAGAUGUAUGACCAGGCACUUGUUAGUUCAUACCAGAGAAAAAACAUUCACCUGCUCUGAGUGUGGCAAAGGAUUCAGCCAAAAGGGAAAUAUGAUCAGACACAUGAGACUUCACAAAGGAGAACAACCCUUCAGCUGCUCUGUAUGCAGUAAAAGAUUCAAUGAAAAGUCUGGCCUGACAGCUCACAUGGCGAAUCAUAGAGGAGAGCAACCCUUCAGCUGCUCUGUGUGUGGAAAGAGAUUUAACUUUAAAGGAAAUCUAGCCCAGCAUAUGGUGGUUCACACUGGAGAGAAACUCUACAGCUGCUCUUAUUGUGUCAAAAGUUUUAAACAUAAAUCAUGUCUGACACGUCACAUGGCACAUCACAGAGGGGAGAAACCCUUCAGCUGCAAUAACUGUAACCGGAAAUUCUCUUUGCAUGCCCAUUUAAUAAUGCACACGUGUAUAUCAGAUCAGGAGAGACAUUUACAACCAGAGGAUGAGGUCAAGACUGCAGAGUCUUCUGAACCUUUGACUGAUGUCAGUGAGCAUUGGAAGUUGACAGAUAUUUACAAAGAUACAAAGUCGCAUAGCUGCUCUCAGUGCAAUAAAACAUUCAAAAAGAAACAUGCUUUGAUCAGGCACAUGAGAAUUCAUACAAAAGAGAAACCCUUUAGCUGCUCUGAGUGUGGUAAAAGAUUUAGCCUUAAAGGAAAUCUGACACAACAUGUAGUAAUUCACACAGGAGAGAAACCCUACAUCUGUAGUGUGUGCAACCAAAGGUUUGCUUGGCAUAAACUUUUUAAAAAGCACAAGUGUGUUGCUGAAUGGGUUUCUGCACUUCAUCAAAACCAAGCUGAGGAGACAGGAGAGGUGGAAGCAGGACCUGAAGGAGGGGACUGUGGAGGAUCAGAACAAGACUGGAACUCAGAUCCAGAGAGAAUUUUGCAGCCAGAGACUGAAAUCAAGACUGAGAACUCUCCUGAACCUGUGGCUGCAGUCAGUGAUGACUGGAUGGCAACCAGAGAACAUUAGUUUUGUUUAAACUCUGAGAAAUUUUGAUUUUUCAGUCAGUGAUGUGAGAUGUUAACCUGGUUAGAAAACUCUCAGUUUUUCUGAGCGUUGGAACACAUUCUAGUGGCGUCACUUUAUAAAAAGACCCAAAAACAAAGAUAAGAGAAAAACCAUUAAGGGCUACUUUUGUAGUAAAUAAUUUAAACAAGUAACAUUUUUGAAAAUUAGCUUAAAAUAGUUUGCAAUGCUCUUGAACAAGUAGUGUGAAAAUAAUUAUACAAUCAUGAUGCUGGGAUAUUUUGCUAGAUCUCUACUAGGAAAUCAUGGUUAGAAAAAACUGAUGAUGUUUCAAAUAUGAAUAAGUUCAUUUGAACAUAUUCCAGAUUUAUCCCGAUUUUCUGCCUAAAAUGUUGACUAAAUGCAUUUCAUAAUCAAUGAGUAUGCCUGGAUGGGCUGCAUAGUUUAUGUAUGACUGCCUAAAUAGGCUAAAUUUUGGGUCAUAUUUCCUUUUUAUUCUGUUAAAGACCAUCAUUUUAGAUCAAUAAACUAAUAGAAAAAAUG
Messenger RNA from Cheilinus undulatus (humphead wrasse), 2280 nucleotides. Its product is annotated as gastrula zinc finger protein XlCGF57.1-like. The coding region runs from base 94 to 1740 and encodes 548 amino acids. Gene Ontology annotation, molecular function: DNA-binding transcription factor activity; RNA polymerase II cis-regulatory region sequence-specific DNA binding. The transcript is spliced from 2 exons. The record is from RefSeq and is a predicted model, not a curated record. Gene Ontology annotation, biological process: regulation of transcription by RNA polymerase II. NCBI's taxonomy places the organism in Eukaryota, Metazoa, Chordata, Actinopteri, Labriformes, Labridae.